Messenger RNA from Fusarium sp. VM40, 1275 nucleotides. The record is from the annotation of a GenBank genome assembly. NCBI's taxonomy places the organism in Eukaryota, Fungi, Ascomycota, Sordariomycetes, Hypocreales, Nectriaceae.
AUGGAGGGAAAGAGACAUAUUGUCGUCGUUGGAGGCGGCAUAAUUGGCUCCACUACAGCCUACUACCUUACCCGCCAUCCCAAGUUCAACCCAGCCCUGCACACCAUCACUCUGCUUGAGGCUGCUCCCACUGUUGCUCAAGGCGCAUCUGGCAAGGCCGGUGGUCUUCUCGCUCUCUGGGCUUAUCCAGAAUGUCUGGUUCCGCUCUCAUACCGCCUGCACUCCGAGCUGGCUGCCGAGCACAACGGCCCUCAGAAAUGGGGCUAUCGCCAGGUUGGAUGUGGCAGCUUUAGAGCAGUGGUGUCGCGAGACAAGUUGAACUCUCUUCAGCUCAACGGAAACGGGAACCAGGAUGGCAAGACGUGGGAGAAACUUCCCAAGCAGAACGGCGCAGCUAAGGAACUCCUGGAAGCAGCCAACCUACCCAAGGAUCUUGACUGGGUAGAACGCGAGAUCAUCACCGACUGGUCCGAGAUGGGAGCACCCGGCAAGACGGAGACAUCUCAGGUGCAUCCUCUCCACUUUACAACAUCCAUCGCAGAACUUGCCCAGAAGGGUGGCGCUCAAAUACACACCAACGCCAAGGUGACCAAAAUUAACUCCUCAAAGGCCGGUGUCGAGAGCAUAGAGUAUCUGGAUCGCAAUACGGAUGAGAAAAAGACCAUCGACUCCGUGACAGAUGUCGUCGUGGCGGCCGGUCCCUGGACGAGCAGAGUGCUACCACGAGCCAAGGUCGAGGGUCUAAGAGCGCAUAGUGUUGUCUACGACACAAACAUCAGUCCAUAUGCUGUCUUUACAGAUAUCCAGCUUCCACCAGACUUUGUUCCCGAGCACCGCGCCAAGAUGGGGAAGAAGAGGAGACACAAGGGCAACGUCGACCCUGAGAUUUAUGCGAGACCGUUCAACGAGGCUUAUGCAUGCGGUGAGCCCGACACCAACGUGCCGCUCCCAGAGACGGCAGACCAAGUUGAGUGCGAUGAGGCUCAGUGUGACGACAUAAUCUCAUACAUCAGCACUUUCAGCCCCGUGCUGGCCGCAUCACCCAUCAAGGCCAAGCAAGCAUGCUAUCUCCCGCAGCACGUUCGAUUCGGACAUGAGAGCGGACCUUUGAUCGGCAAGACCAGCGUGCCAAACCUAUUUGUUGCCGCGGGUCAUACGUGCUGGGGCAUCCAAAACGGCCCUGGAACAGGCAAGCUCAUGUCUGAGUUUGUCUUUGACGGAGGAGCACAGAGCGCUGAUGUUGAUAAGUUGGACCCCCGGAAGUUUAAGGUUUAA